AAAAAGUCAAGUCAGAGACUGAUGUACACUGGAAGAAGAUAUCCACAGGAGAAAAAUAAUGGGGUUUCUGUUCUUUAGUUAUGCUAUUUUUCUCUUGUCUUCUGUGCUGUAUUCACUCUUUGGAUUUUCUUCAGUCCUGAGCCAGGACCUGAGAGAGAGAGACGCACUUUGUAAUGCAGAAGGCUGCUUUGUGAUUUACUUUGAACGUAAAAUCUUCCUAGACUCAUGGAGGUCCUGCAAAGAGAAAGGUGGAAAUUUGGUUACCAUCAAGCGCAAAGAGGAGGCCAACGCUAUUGCCACCCUUUUCUCCACUGUGGACUUGCGGUCGUCACGUACCAAGGUCAAAGUCUGGAUUGGCUUGCAACGUCAGCCUCGUCAGUGCAACGCAAAUUCACUGAGGGGUUUCUCUUGGACAACUGGCGAUCAAGACACAGAGUAUACCAACUGGCAAACAGAGGACUCUCCUGAUAUGUGUUUGGUUUCUCUCUGCGUGUCUUUUGACUACGACUCACUACAACACAGUGAUAACUUCAAAUGGAUUCAUGGUCCAUGCUCUGUCCCUGCUGAUGGAUAUCUUUGCCACUUUGCUUACAACGGAAUGUGUUCGCCCUUGUCAAGUGAGGGUUCGGGAGUUGUCCUUUACACGACACCUUUUAACCUGCUGAGCACAACCUUAACCCAUCUACCAGUCGGAUCUGUUGCUAAUUUACAAUGCCUUACAAAUGCCAAUCAGAAAGUUCAGUGUGUGCAGAGGACAAAUGAUGGUUCAGUAGGAUGGUCUCCUGAACCACCUUUUUGCUCAAAUCCCUCAAUUUCACACCAGUUGUGUGAGCGAGAUAACGGUGGAUGUGAACAUUUCUGCACACAAGCCGGCGGUCUGAUUUCCUGUGACUGUGCAAAAGGUUUUCAUCUCAGAUAUGACGGACAGACCUGCGAGCCUGAUGUUUGUCAAGGAGCCCCCUGUGAAUCUGAGUGCUUGCCUCUUUCAGACGGCUACCGCUGUGCCUGCCCUGAUGGAUACAUGCUUGCACCAGAUGAACAUGCUUGUCUAGACGUGGAUGAGUGUCUUCAGGCUCCUUGUCAGCAGAGAUGUACAAAUUCGCCCGGGACAUUUGAAUGUCAGUGUCUGGAGGGUUAUGUCGUCAAUGAAAUGGGGGACUGUGAGGAUAUAGAUGAGUGCUUGGAUAACGUAUGCCAACAUGCUUGUGAAAACAUACCAGGCUCCUAUACCUGCCACUGUCUUCUGGGUUUUUCAGUUGAUAGAGAAGACCCCACACAAUGCUUAGAUGAUGAUGAGUGUCAGAUUCCUGGGAUGUGUGAGCAGAUGUGUGUGAAUUAUGUGGGAGGUUUUCAGUGCUUCUGUAAGGAUGGCUAUGAACUUUCGUCUGAUCAAUCAACAUGUCAGAAAAUAAGGAACAAUCAGGUUAGAUCUACCCCUCUCCCCUUUCCUCAUGUUGGACAGAUUGAACUUGGAUGGAAUCCUGUUUUGUCCCCCUGGAGCCCAGAGCCAACCACCGAUCACUGGCCAGAAAAUCAGGAGCAACCUCUGGACUGGCUGACCAGUCCAUCAACAGUCUCCAAACCUGAGGAAAUGUGGGACACCAGUGCCUCCCAGGACAAACCCAGGACUAGCUUAAGCGCUGUGGAUGACUUGUAUGAAAAUGAUGAACAGGAAACUACUACAACUAUACCAUCCCUUCCCACAUCUACAAUCUCAGAAGGAGCUUGGAAUUGGUGGCCAUCGUUUUCUUCUUCCACUCAAAGUUUGGACAAUCCACAUACAGCUUCAGACAUAAAAAAAGAAGCAGAGCAGGAAAAGUUCUCUCCACGUGAUCACCCCCAGCUCCCUGGGCAGGAGGCUGGGAAGGAGGGAAAGAAUUAUGAGGAAAUUACACACUCUCCAGACCCUGCCGUUCCCACACUGAAGCCACUCCCCCCAUUCCUGAAUGGGGGUGGUGGAGAUGGGGACAAUCUGGAUUCUGUCCAAGAUGACAGGGAGCAUAAACAGAGCAACACUGGGCUCCUGGUCGGCCUGCUUGUGCCCAUCUGCAUCUUCAUCGUGGUGAUGGUGGCACUGAGUAUUUUCUACUGCACUCAUUGUGGCGUAAAGCCAAGAAACAAGAAUGCCACUGGCACCGAGUGCUACCACUGGAUAUCUGGUGCGCAUGACAAACAGGGGGCACCUGGCCCCCCAGGGGACAAGGCCACCGUUUAGAUCAUGAAGACAGAAACUGAGAUUUAAACCGAGAGACAAGUAGUCAUAGACAAUGAAAACCAAGUGGUUGAACAUUUUAAGUCUGUGACUGUGGAAAUGAAAACUUUUUGAUUCUAUUGCUUUACUUAAAAACAUAUGAUGAAGUAACAAAAACAGUGACAGUGUUUAGUACAUUUCUGAUUGCCAAAACAGUGAGACGUAUUAGGAUUUCAAAAGAUAAUUAAGAACAUUUCUAUUAUAACAACUUUUUUUAUUAUUAUAAUUUAAAUGGGACAGUUCAUAUUAAUGCAGUCGGAAAACCUAUUUUAAGAUCCUUACAUCAAAAAAAUAUAUAUUUUUUAAUAUUUACAAAACUGUCACGAGGUAACUAAAACAACAUUUCUUUUUGCAUUUUAAUACAAGCACUUAUAAGCGCUGAGAUCUGAAAAUAGUGACUUAGUAUUAUUUUAUCUUUCUGAGAUGCUUGACUUUGCUUGAAUUUCUUUCAGUAUAUGUUUAUUUCAAAUCGGUAUCAAAGACACUGUAAACACUUACAGAAGGAUAUUUUUCAUAUGAAGAGCACUUCUUGUUUUGACUUUAAGAUGACAAUGUUUCAAUGGGGUGAUAUGAUACUUGUACUUUACCAUUUUUAAGAUUUUGUCAUUUUGAUUCCUUUUUACGAUAGUUAUUUUGUGAAACUUUGAAAUAACUGCAGCUGUACGCAAUUUUUUUAAGUGCAGUUUUUUAAUGUUGCUGUACAUGUUCUGUAACAUAAAGAUCACUGUAGAGGUAAAUAUCAUUCUAAAAUUA
Molecule: messenger RNA, 3004 nt
Organism: Poeciliopsis prolifica (blackstripe livebearer)
Lineage: Eukaryota; Metazoa; Chordata; Actinopteri; Cyprinodontiformes; Poeciliidae
Gene: cd248a
Product: CD248 molecule, endosialin a
Exons: 1
Coding region: 59-2215 (718 amino acids)
Biological process (GO): cell migration
Cellular component (GO): extracellular matrix; external side of plasma membrane
Molecular function (GO): extracellular matrix binding; extracellular matrix protein binding; calcium ion binding
Source: RefSeq, a predicted model, not a curated record